AUGGUGGACUUGAAGAAGAAUGCCGACGAGAAGAAACAUAGUCAAAUGGAUGAAGUGGGAGAUAGGAUUUGUAGAUUAGUUGAGAGUGAGAGAUUGAAGAAUGUGGAUAUUGGGAGAUUGAAAGAUGAGAAUAAUGGACUUGUGUUGAAAGUUGAGGAAGAAAGGGAGAAAUGGUUGAAGGUUUGUUGGGAGAGGGAUGAAAUUGAGGAUAAUUAUGAUGGAUUGUUUAAGGAAAUAAGAGAUUUGAGAAAGAAAAUGAUUGAAAUGGAGAAGAAUGAGAAAAGAGAUUUGGAAGAGACAGAGUAUUUGAAGGUGAAAUGCAAGAAGUUAUUAGCUGAAAAGAUGGAGAGUGAGAUUAUGAAUAAGAAUCUGUUGAAAGAGAAGAAAAUUGUUGAGAGGUUAUUGGAUGAAUCUGAGGCAGUGAGUUUACGACGCACGAUUGAGAUAAUCACUCAUGAUAAAGUUGAAAUGGAGGAAGCAAAAAUGGAAGUGAAAAAUGUCGUUAUGGACUUGCGAAGAGAAUUGAGUAAAGUGAACGAAGCUAUGACAUCUGAGUCUAGCAUGGCUAAGAACAAGAGAAAUGAAGAGUCGGUGUCUCAGAUGGGCUGUUCUCGAGAAAAUCCAAAUGAAGUCUCACCAGAGAAGGACAACCUUAGUUUACGAUCGAGGACAAGAAGAGAAAGUUGA
Cucurbita maxima (winter squash) is the source of this 687-nucleotide messenger RNA. RefSeq lists its product as uncharacterized. The transcript has 2 exons. Lineage: Eukaryota; Viridiplantae; Streptophyta; Magnoliopsida; Cucurbitales; Cucurbitaceae. The coding region runs from base 1 to 687 and encodes 228 amino acids. The record is from RefSeq and is a predicted model, not a curated record.